Amphimedon queenslandica is the source of this 3653-nucleotide messenger RNA. RefSeq lists its product as uncharacterized. The transcript has 11 exons. The record is from RefSeq and is a predicted model, not a curated record. Bases 37 to 3510 code for a protein of 1157 amino acids. NCBI's taxonomy places the organism in Eukaryota, Metazoa, Porifera, Demospongiae, Haplosclerida, Niphatidae.
GGAAUAUAUAACAAUCUGGGAAACCCCUUUGAAAUUAUGGCCGAUAGUCCUCCUUCACUCUCGAUUUUAUUGAAAGACAAGAGCGGUUUAGUGUAUAAAGAUGAUGGUGCUCCACAGCAGUGUAAAGUACCUAAAGGAGAACUAGUAAUUGAACAACCAAAGGAAGAAAUACGUCAGAUCGAGAGCGACAAGCCUCCACCAAAUUAUCGUUUGUAUAGAGAUGAUGAAUACGUUGUUUUACAUGUUGGGCAUAUGGAUGUAGCUCCUUUACAAGAGAAAGAAAUGAGAUAUUUAUUAGCAGUGGAACCUCAUGGCACACGAUUACAGGAAUACCUCAAAUCAGAUGCGAUAAAGAAGGAGAAAAUGGAUUUGGUUGCUGGUGAUUUGGUGAUGUUCAAAAUGAAAUUGAGACCUGAUGCUCCUGUUUCCAUUGUCAAAGGUGUAAUACGUUACAUUGGUCCUAUACAAGAGACUCUUGGAACAUAUUUUGGUAUUGAAAUACAAGAACAGAAAUGUCGUGGUAAAGGUACCGGUAAUGGCAAUCCAUAUUUCUCUUGUGGAUCCAAAGAUGCUGUCUUUGUAUCUAUGGAUAAGAUAACAAAGAAAUCUCAAUAUCCUAUGGAUGAGAAACCUGUCACUAAAAAAAGUGCUAUCACUGGUGAACCAACCAAGAAACAUCCAUCUGGUACAUCAGAUUUUAAUGAGAAGAGAGAAGUUUAUGAUGCUUCGAGUCAGUUUUAUGCGAAAACAGAUCCUAACCAUAAGUCAAACUUUAAAGUUGAUGAUCGUGUGAUUGUGAAGUCAGUGAGAGAUGAAGUGUUUAAUGGUACAGUAAAGUGGGUGGGAACAACUAGAGUUUAUAAUGAAAGUGACAGGAAGUUAUCUACUGUUGCUGCUGUUGGAGUUGAUGUGGAAAAGACAUUUUUAUCUAUUGAUAAGCAUUUCCCUGGUAUGUAUCUUGACAUUACUGGCAGUCGUGGCCAAGAAGUUUUUAAAGUUGGCUUUGGUCACACUCGUUUGUUCCUUCCUGAGGAAUAUGGUGUCGUACUUCAUGUUGAGGAGUAUGCUAAACAACAAAAAGAAGCCAAUGCUAUGAAGCAGGAAGCUGAAAAAGCUAAGAAAGUAGGUUUAAGUUUAGAAGAAUAUCGAUCUCAGAAAGAAAUUCUUGAGAAAGCUAACAAGGACAAGAAACAAGAGAAGACACGUCAUCCCCAGCAAACAAGAGGAGGCCCUGGACAGGAAGAGGAAGGAUCUGCUGCUGGAGUUGGAGCAUUGAGUCAGAAUAAUGAAAAUGAAAAGGAUAAGAUGUCAGAGUCUAUGAUGCACAUAGAAUCUGGUGUGCCACUCAGUGAAGGAAGAAGACAACAAGAAGAACGAGCAUUUGAACUAGCAAGACAACAGAGCCAACAUGGUGAUGGUGAUCCAGCUGAGUAUGAAAUUAUUAAUGGAGGAGAAGUUAAGCCUACAGACGACAACUACUUAGAUGUUCAACCUUAUCAUACUGUUCCUGAAGAUCAGCAACAAAGUGUCAAUCCUGUUUCUCAAGGAUUACAAAAACCAUCACCAAAACCUUAUCGUGAAGAAGAAGGAUACACUAGCCUCCCUUCACCUGAUAGUAAUUAUUAUCAGCGACACUCUCCUGAUCCUAAUCGACGUUCUCCUGAUCCUAAUCGACGUUCACCUGAUCCUAAUCGACGUUUUCCUGAUCCUAAUCGACCCUCUUCUGAUCUUCCUGCAGGUCGUCCUGAUCAUCAUCAUCCUCGUGAUUCUCAUCAUCGUUAUCCACCUGGUGGUUCUCAUGGUGGUUCUUCUGACAACUACCAACCUGGUGGCUCUUCUAAUCAGUAUUCAUCUGGUGGUUCUUCUGACCAGUAUCAUGGUGGUUCUUCUAACCAGUACUAUGGUGAUUCUUCUAAUCAGUAUCCACCUGGUGGUUCUCAUGGUGGUUCUUCUGACAACUACCAACCUGGUGGUUCUUCUAACCAGUAUCCAUCUGGUGGUCCUCCUCCUGAUCCUCAUCAUCAGUUCACUAUUGGGUCAAUGGUGUCUGUUGAUGUACAAAAAGGUGAUCCAUUGUAUGGUGUAAUAAAGUGGAUAGGGACACUACCUGACUACCCAGCUGGAGCAAUAGCUGGAGUGGAAUUGGAGAAAACAAUAAAUGGUGGUACUGAUGGUACACGGGGUGGAAGAAGAUUUUUUACUUGCCCUUAUGGUAAUGGUUUCUUUUGUCCAUUGACAGCUCUUAGACAAGACACAAGAUAUAUGGAUGAAGGACAAGUACCAGCACAUAUGAGACAAGAUAUUGAUAACCCAUUAUCAAAGUAUGCACCAGUAACUGAAGAAAUUGACACUAUGGGAUCUCCUAAUCUAUUCAAUUUGUACAUUGGUAAUUCACAUGGUAUUCAAGGUCAUCAUAAUUCAUGUUACCUUGAUUCCACUGUGUUUGGAUUAUUUGCACUAUCUGAUUCAUUUGAUGAGUUGAUAUUCAAAGAACCAACUGAAGAGGUUGGAAGAAAAGUUAAACAUUUUCUUUGGAAAGGAAUUGUUAAUCCAUUGAGAAAGCAUGGAUUAGCAAGAUAUGAGUCAAUAAUGGGAUUGAGAGAUAGUUUAGAAGAAUUUGGUAGAAUGAAAGGAGCCAAAACUGAUGAAAAAGAUCCUGAAGAAUUUCUUAAUCUUUUGUUUAAGGAAGUGCUUCACAUACCUCCAUUUCUGACUAUUAAACGUCCUUUUGGUGUUGAAAAGGAGUUUUUCAUUCAGCUGUUCUUUGAGAUUGAUCCUAAUAAUACUGAAGUACCUAAAACAGAGAAACUGAUAGCACAAAUGUUUCAUGAGCAAAACAUCUCAUUCACUAGAGCUCCUUCCAAACUGUUGCUUCAGAUGCCACGUUUUGGUAAAGAAUUCAAAAUGUACAGCAAAAUAAUUCCAUCACUGACACUUGAUGUGAAACCAUUAAUGGACCCCAAUACAAGGGGAAAUCAGAAAUGUAGAUUUUGUCUAAAUGGUUCAGUAUCUUCUGCUUGUUACAAUUGUCCUAAGGAUCUUUUCAACAUUACUGAUCGUUAUGUUUAUUACUGUUCUGAGUGUAACGAAAGUGCACAUAGAGAGCGUAAAGGUCAUCGUGUAGAAGUUGUAGAUAUUAGGCCUGGGACUAGUGAUGCUAACAAUUUUUCAAAGAUGGAGUUGCUGUCAGUGAUAUGUAUUGAGACCAGUCAUUAUGUGUGCUUCACUAGAGCAGGAGAAAAAUGGCUGUUUCAUGAUAGCAUGGCUGAUAGAUUACAUGAUAUGUACAAUGUUCCUAGAGUGGUUGAUGUUACUGCUGAGCUACAGGAUUGGAUCUACUCCCGUACUGCUAGUGAGGAUCGACUGAUGAAUACUCCUGCUAGAGAUAUACCAGAAUAUGUUCGUAGAUUCACUCAAGAUAUUUACAUGUGUGUAUAUGUUAAUCCUGACCUUGAUAUGUAUGGUGACAAUGAUGAUCCUGAAGAGUCACUUCCAACGUGCACCCAAUAAUAAUAAUUAUAAUAAUAACGAUAAUUAUAAUUAUUAGUUGACCUUUGUUGUUCUUGUACCAUCAAUGCUUUUUGUGUGUGUUUGAUUUGACUGCUAUUAAUAGCAUUAAAAUUUGUUAUUUCAAAAUAAUUAAUUAUAAAACA